Messenger RNA from Nicrophorus vespilloides, 927 nucleotides. Its product is annotated as myophilin. The record is from RefSeq and is a predicted model, not a curated record. Gene Ontology annotation, molecular function: protein binding. The transcript has 4 exons. Lineage: Eukaryota; Metazoa; Arthropoda; Insecta; Coleoptera; Silphidae. The coding region runs from base 198 to 764 and encodes 188 amino acids.
GUCGUUGAGGACGACAUUGCAUACAGGGAGCUCCAGUAGUGUAGCUAUACUCCUGCUAGCAAAUACUGGGCUUGAACAAACCCGAUCCAAAGUAAAUUCAAAUCGCAACAAGGGAUCUCAAAUAAGUUUACGGAAUCCAAUUCCAAUCUUCAAAAAAAAAAACCCACCGAGUGAACCGAAUUAAUUAAUUAGUGAAGAUGGCAACAAACAGAGCAACCAAAAGUGGAUUUGCCGCCGAAGCUCAAAGAAAGGUGAACGCUAAGUACAGCGAAGAAUUAGCUCAAGAAUGCCUGGAAUGGAUAAGGACAAUCACGAACGAGGAUAUCAACUGCGGUGGAGAUAUGGAUAAUUUCUACGAAGUAUUGAAAGACGGCACUCUUUUGUGCAGGCUUGUGAAUUGCAUCCAAAGUGGAAGCGUAAAGAAAAUAAACAAUACGACGAUGGCUUUCAAGUGCAUGGAAAACAUAAACGCUUUCCUGGAGACCGCCAAGGUCCUCGGCGUCCCGGCUCAAGAGACCUUCCAGACCGUUGAUCUCUGGGAAAGACAAAAUCUCAACUCCGUCGUCAUCUGUAUUCAAUCACUUGGACGCAAAGCUGGUAACUUUGGAAAGCCAAGCAUUGGACCGAAGGAAGCCGAGAAAAACGAACGACACUUCUCUGAAGAUAAACUGAAGGCUGGACAAUCGAUCAUUGGUCUUCAGAUGGGAAGCAAUAAAGGUGCUAACCAAUCAGGAAUCAACUUCGGCAACACCCGUCACAUGUAAAGUUCUAGAGAGGUGUGGAGGAGGUAGAUCAAGAUAAGGAGACGAGACAAGAACCAAGAAUUUUCCCAGCGAUUUUCAUUUAAUUAAAUAAGACAAAAACUAUAUCUUCCAUAGUUAUUGUAGAAUUAUAAUAUUUAUUAGAAUAAACAUUUUUAAGUUUAAA